Molecule: messenger RNA, 1997 nt
Organism: Aquila chrysaetos chrysaetos
Lineage: Eukaryota; Metazoa; Chordata; Aves; Accipitriformes; Accipitridae
Gene: SLC39A7
Product: solute carrier family 39 member 7
Biological process (GO): zinc ion transmembrane transport; intracellular zinc ion homeostasis
Cellular component (GO): membrane
Molecular function (GO): zinc ion transmembrane transporter activity
Source: RefSeq, a predicted model, not a curated record
CCCUCACCGGGGCGAUGGCGGCGGCGCUCCGGAUGCGAGGAUUCGGCGCUGGCCUCGCCGCCGGCGUCGUGCUGGCCCUCUGCCUGCUGCCGGCCCCCGCCGCCUCGCACGAGGGUGGCCACUCGCACGAGGAUGUGUACCACGGGCACGGCCACUCGCACGAGGACUUGUAUCAUGGCCAUGGCCACGGCCACUCGCACGAGGGCAUGUACCACGAGCACGGCCACUCGCACGAGGGCUUGCACCAUGGCCACGGCCACUCGCACGAAGGCAUGUACCACGGCCACUCGCACGAGGACGUGCACCAUGGCCAUGGCCACUCGCAUGAGGACUUGUAUCAUGGCCAUGGCCACGGCCACUCGCACGAGGGCAUGUACCACGAGCACGGCCACUCGCACGAGGACCUGCACCAUGGCCACGGCCACUCGCACGAAGGCAUGUACCACGGCCACUCGCACGAGGGCUUGCACCAUGGCCAUGGCCACUCGCACGAGGACGUGUAUCACGGCCACUCGCACCAGGACGCCCGCCGCCCCUCGCACGAGCGUUUAGCCCCGGAUCCCUCCAAACCGUCGCCGCGGUCGGACACGGUGACUCUGUGGAUGCACACGAUGGCGGCCACCCUGGUGAUCAGCGCCGCCCCGUACCUCGUCCUCUUCCUCAUCCCGGUGGAGUCCAACGCUCCCCGGCACCAGGCGCUCCUCAAACUGCUCCUCAGCUUCGCGGCGGGGGGGCUGCUGGGAGACGCCUUCCUCCACCUCAUCCCCCACGCCCUCGCCCCCCACGCGCAUCACGGCGACGGCGGCCACGCGCACGCCGAGCCGGGCGGCCACGGUCACUCGCACCACGGCCAGGAGCACGGCCGCAUGCUGACGGUGGGGAUGUGGGUGCUCGCCGGCAUCGUGGCCUUUUUGGUGGUGGAGACCUUCGUCCGGCACGCCAAGGGCGGCCACGGCCACGGCCACGGCCACGGCGCAGGGGUGAAGGCCAAGAGCAGCUCCAGCGAAGGUGAGGAGGAGCCGGGGGCGACGGGGCGGCGGGGAGAGGACGGCCACCAAGGGCCACCGCGGCAAGAACCGGCCGGCGGGGAAGGUGGCGGAGGAGUCCGGGGAACUGGAGGGGGACCCAGUGGGGACCGGGACACGGUUGGGGGUGACAAGGAGUGGAGGGGGACCCCAUUAGGGACAGGGACACUGGGGGCCAUGGAGGUGUCGGGGUACCUGAACUUGGCGGCCGACGUGGCGCACAACUUCACCGACGGGCUGGCCAUCGGCGCCUCCUUCCUGGCGGGGACGGGGUUGGGGACGGUGACGGCGGUGACGGUCCUGCUGCACGAGCUGCCCCACGAGGUGGGCGACUUCGCCAUCCUCGUCCAGUCGGGCUGCAGCAAGCGCAAGGCCAUGCGGCUGCAGCUGGUGACGGCGCUGGGAGCGGUGGCCGGGGCGGCCUGCUCGUUGUUGGCCGAGCGAGCGGGCGAGGCGGCCAUGUUGGGGGUCCUGCCCUUCACCGCCGGCGGGCUCAUCUACGUGGGCACCGUCUCCGUCAUCCCCGAACUGCUGCGGGACGCCGGGCCCCUCCAGUCCUUCCUCCAGGUCCUGGGGCUACUGGCCGGAGUCGCCAUGAUGGUAGCCAUCGCCCACUAUGAGUAGGGAGCCCUGGAGGGUGGGGUUUGGUUUUUUUUUUGGGGGGGUGGGGGGUGGUUUUCCAGCCCCAUGUGUGCCCCAUUUUGGGGGCUUGUUCCUCUGGGGAGAGGGGGAGCCGUGUUGACCCCCCCCCAGCUCUCUGGACCAAAGCGGGGGGGUCCUGUGGCUCCCUGAUUUGGGGGGGGGGGGGACACACAACUUCGGCGCUGGGGACCAAGGGGGGGUGACAUGGGGGGACGGGACCCAGGUGUCCGGGGUCCCUGUUACCGGGCGGAUUUUGGGGUGAUGACUUGUGUUUUUUUUUAACGACUGUAGCAGAUUGUGGCUUCGAUUAAUUAAAAGAGUAAAGGCUGA